AUGUCUACAAUUAUACCGUCCUUCAUAACAGUCAUAGAUACCAGAGAUGUUCCCAUUAUUGUAUUUGUGCCACGACAGGAAUCUGAUGAUGUCAACAAAGUGCUAAAAUAUAAUACCUUUUCCAAUAUUUCUCUCGAUUAUUUUGAAAGUCGAUUGAUUAAUUGGUCUAUCACUGAUGAUGUAACACCAAUCAAGUUACUAUUCCAAUUAGAAGGUGUUUCCGUGUUCGGUAUGUUCAUUAAGCAGACAAAUCUGAAAAUUGUUAUUGGAUUCACUGGUAAUUUGCCAGAUCCUACGGACAAUGCUCUCGUUGGUAUAUUUAAAUCCGUAAGAAAGACUUAUAUCGACAUUAAAUGUAAUCCAUUUUUGAAUUAUUCCUUAGAUGAUGGUGCUAACCAAGAAUUGAAAGAAAAAAUAGAUGCAAAGUUCCAUGAAUUAUUUUCAUCGAAGAUUUAA
Naumovozyma dairenensis CBS 421 is the source of this 456-nucleotide messenger RNA. It is a transcript of the gene TCA17, whose product is annotated as Tca17p. Gene Ontology annotation, biological process: endoplasmic reticulum to Golgi vesicle-mediated transport. The coding region runs from base 1 to 456 and encodes 151 amino acids. The transcript has a single exon. The record is from RefSeq and is a predicted model, not a curated record. NCBI's taxonomy places the organism in Eukaryota, Fungi, Ascomycota, Saccharomycetes, Saccharomycetales, Saccharomycetaceae.